Tachysurus fulvidraco (yellow catfish) is the source of this 842-nucleotide messenger RNA. RefSeq names its product zinc finger protein 593 (gene znf593). Lineage: Eukaryota; Metazoa; Chordata; Actinopteri; Siluriformes; Bagridae. The coding region runs from base 1 to 390 and encodes 129 amino acids. The record is from RefSeq and is a predicted model, not a curated record. Gene Ontology annotation, molecular function: zinc ion binding; nucleic acid binding. The transcript has 3 exons.
AUGGGCAAAUCCAAGCAGGUGGGCAACCACAAAAAUGGCAAAAAGAAGAACAUUGCAAAGACAUGGAAGACAAAACGGAGGACGAAGGACUUGGAUCAGAUCCACACUGACAUGGUUCCUGCCAAUGCAGCCAACCUCCUGAAGCAGGAAGUGGACUAUGACGUCACAGGCUUUGCUCAGCACUAUUGCCUUCACUGCGCACGUUACUUUGUCGACCUGAAGGCCCUGAAGGAGCAUUUCAAGACCAAAGUGCAUAAAAGACGGUUGAAGCAGCUGAGAGAGGAGCCGUACACUCAGGCUGAGGCGGAGCGAGCGGCAGGGAUGGGCUCGUACGUCCCUCCUAAAAAAGUCGAGGUGCACACACAGCAGGUGGAGGAGGACAUGGAGUGAACGCUGUACGUCAUCUCGACACUACUGUAGCCUGAAGAUCACUUUCAAGCACAGUGUCUCACCCUCCGAGUACUCGCACCUACAAAUAUUAGCCCCCGACGUGUCCGAGUUUCCUUGGAUGCCUUUUCCCUGACGUUCACAGGCCUCGGGUCCUCAGAAGGUUUACACACAAACGUGUAUUCAGGAUCCAGAUAAUUAACCUCUUGAAUUAAAACCGUGCGUUUUAUUCCUUUUAUUUGUGUUGAAGCACUACAGGGGGUUUGAUCAGGUGUCUGAUAGUGAUGAAAUGCCUGAGUUGUGUAGUGUGAUGAUGAUGAUAAGUUACCUGUCAAUCAAAUCCCACAGUAACACACUGAUGUGUGUUGGUUUAUUGUGUGUUAGGAUUUGACUGGACUGUGACCACAUAUGGCUUCAUGUGUAAAUUCAUAUGUAAAUAAAUUGUGAAAUCAGAA